AGAGCUGCGGCUGGAGCCCAGCGCUUUGCGUCGCCUGCCAGUGCCGGUGCGGAGCGGAGCGUGGGGAGCAGCCGCCGCAGCCUGGUCCGCCGCCGGGAGGGUCGCGCCCCGCGCUGUCGGCCAAGCCGCCCUGUGCCCGGGCCUUUCCGUCCUUGGGAGCGGAUCGCUGCCCGCCAGGCGCUCGCCCGCCCGCAGCCACAGCGCUAGCCAGAGCCCAGGCCGCCGCGGCGGCCGUGCCCAUGACCGGGUGUCUGCCCUUGGCUGCUUCCCCUCUCCCACCACUGCCGCAUCCCACCUCGACACUGGGACCUCAGGUGGCCACCUGCCCCUAACUGAGGCUGAGCCAGGACAGAGUCCGGGAGGCAGGAUGGGCGACAUGGCCAACAGCUCCAUCGAGUUCCACCCCAAGCCUCAGCCACAACGGGAGGCCCCGCAUGCCGGCGGCUUCGGGUGCACGCUGGCUGAGCUGCGUUCCCUCAUGGAGCUCCGAGGGGCUGAGGCGCUGCAGAAGGUCCAGGAAACCUAUGGGGAUGUCGGCGGGCUCUGCAGGAGGCUGAGAACGUCGCCCACGGAGGGUCUGGCAGACAACGCCAACGACUUGGAGAAGCGCAGACAGAUCUACGGGCAGAACUUCAUCCCUCCCAAGCAGCCCAAGACCUUCCUGCAGCUGGUGUGGGAGGCGCUGCAGGACGUGACCCUCAUCAUCCUGGAGGUGGCCGCCAUUGUCUCCCUGGGCCUCUCUUUCUACGCGCCUCCGGGAGAGGAGAGUGAAGCAUGCGGGAAUGUGUCAGCUGGCGCAGAAGACGAAGGGGAGGCGGAGGCUGGCUGGAUUGAAGGCGCCGCCAUCCUUCUCUCCGUCAUCUGCGUGGUCCUGGUCACGGCCUUCAACGACUGGAGCAAGGAGAAGCAGUUCCGGGGCCUGCAGAGCCGCAUCGAGCAGGAGCAGAAGUUCACGGUCAUCCGCAAUGGGCAGCUCCUCCAAGUCCCUGUGGCCGCGCUGGUCGUGGGGGACAUCGCGCAGGUCAAGUAUGGGGACCUGCUGCCGGCCGACGGGGUGCUCAUUCAGGGCAACGACCUGAAGAUCGACGAGAGCUCCCUGACCGGAGAGUCCGACCACGUGCGCAAGUCUGCCGACAAGGACCCCAUGCUGCUCUCAGGCACUCAUGUCAUGGAGGGUUCCGGAAGAAUGGUGGUGACGGCCGUUGGUGUGAACUCCCAGACAGGCAUCAUCUUUACUUUGCUUGGAGCCGGCGGAGAGGAGGAGGAGAAGAAGGAGAAGAAAGGCAAGCAGCAGGACGGGGCGAUGGAGAGUAGCCAGACCAAAGCUAAGAAGCAGGAUGGGGCAGUUGCCAUGGAAAUGCAGCCCCUGAAGAGUGCGGAGGGUGGAGAGACGGAGGAGCGGGAGAAGAAGAAAGCCAGCGCGCCCAAGAAGGAGAAGUCGGUGCUGCAGGGCAAGCUCACCAAGCUGGCCGUGCAGAUCGGGAAGGCAGGGCUGGUGAUGUCCGCCAUCACUGUCAUCAUCCUGGUCCUUUACUUCGUGAUCGAGACCUUCGUCGUUGAUGGCCGGGUGUGGCUGGCCGAGUGCACGCCCGUCUACGUGCAGUACUUCGUGAAGUUCUUCAUCAUCGGGGUCACGGUGCUGGUCGUGGCUGUCCCCGAGGGCCUGCCCCUGGCUGUCACCAUCUCCUUAGCCUAUUCAGUCAAGAAAAUGAUGAAGGACAACAACCUGGUGCGCCACCUGGACGCCUGCGAGACCAUGGGCAAUGCCACGGCCAUCUGCUCGGACAAGACGGGGACGCUGACCACCAACCGCAUGACCGUGGUCCAGUCGUACCUCGGGGACACCCACUACAAAGAGAUUCCCGCCCCCAGCGCCCUGACCCCCAAGAUCCUUGACCUCCUGGUCCAUGCCAUCUCCAUCAACAGUGCCUACACCACCAAAAUACUACCUCCAGAGAAGGAAGGCGGGCUCCCGCGCCAAGUGGGCAACAAGACGGAGUGCGCGCUGCUGGGCUUCGUGCUGGACCUGAAGCGGGACUUCCAGCCGGUGCGGGAGCAGGUGCCCGAGGACAGGCUGCACAAGGUGUACACCUUCAACUCGGUGCGCAAGUCCAUGAGCACGGUCAUCCGCACGGACGGCGGCUUCCGCCUCUUCAGCAAGGGCGCCUCGGAGAUCCUGCUGAAAAAGUGCACCAACAUCUUAAACAGCAACGGCGAGCUCCGUGGCUUCCGCCCUCGGGACAGGGACGACAUGGUGAAGAAGGUCAUUGAGCCCAUGGCCUGCGACGGGCUGCGCACCAUCUGCAUCGCCUACCGGGACUUCCCGGCCGCGCAGGAGCCCGACUGGGACAACGAGAAUGAGGUCGUGGGCGACCUCACCUGCAUCGCCGUCGUGGGCAUCGAGGAUCCCGUGCGGCCGGAGGUCCCCGAAGCGAUCCGCAAGUGCCAGCGUGCUGGCAUCACUGUCCGCAUGGUGACCGGGGACAACAUCAACACGGCCCGGGCCAUCGCAGCCAAGUGUGGCAUCAUCCAGCCCGGGGAGGACUUCCUGUGCUUGGAGGGGAAGGAGUUCAACCGGCGGAUCCGAAAUGAGAAGGGCGAGAUAGAGCAGGAGCGCCUGGAUAAGGUGUGGCCCAAGCUGAGGGUGCUUGCCCGAUCAUCUCCCACUGACAAGCACACUCUGGUCAAAGGCAUCAUCGACAGCACCACGGGCGAGCAGCGGCAGGUGGUGGCUGUGACCGGGGAUGGCACCAAUGACGGGCCAGCCCUCAAGAAGGCCGACGUGGGCUUCGCCAUGGGCAUCGCAGGGACCGACGUGGCCAAGGAAGCUUCCGACAUCAUCCUGACCGAUGACAACUUCACCAGCAUCGUCAAGGCCGUGAUGUGGGGCCGCAACGUCUAUGACAGCAUCUCCAAGUUCCUGCAGUUCCAGCUGACGGUCAACGUGGUGGCCGUGAUCGUGGCCUUCACGGGUGCCUGCAUCACUCAGGACUCUCCUCUCAAAGCGGUACAGAUGUUGUGGGUGAACUUGAUCAUGGACACGUUUGCCUCUCUGGCCCUGGCCACGGAGCCGCCCACCGAGUCGCUGCUGCUUCGGAAGCCAUACGGCCGGGACAAGCCCCUGAUCUCCCGGACCAUGAUGAAGAACAUCCUGGGCCACGCCGUCUACCAGCUCACGAUCAUCUUCACGCUGCUCUUCGUGGGGGAGCUCUUCUUCGACAUCGACAGCGGGCGGAACGCGCCCCUGCACUCGCCACCCUCCGAGCACUACACCAUCAUCUUCAACACCUUCGUCAUGAUGCAGCUCUUCAACGAGAUCAACGCCCGCAAGAUCCACGGCGAGCGCAACGUCUUCCAUGGCAUCUUCAGCAACCCCAUCUUCUGCACCAUCGUGCUGGGCACCUUCGCCAUCCAGAUCGUCAUUGUCCAGUUCGGCGGCAAACCCUUCAGCUGCUCCCCUCUGUCCACGGAGCAGUGGCUCUGGUGCCUGUUUGUUGGUGUUGGGGAGCUGGUCUGGGGACAGGUCAUCGCCACCAUCCCCACCAGCCAGCUCAAGUGCCUGAAGGAAGCGGGGCACGGGCCGGGGAAGGACGAGAUGACCGACGAGGAGCUGGCCGAGGGGGAGGAGGAGAUUGACCACGCCGAGAGGGAGCUGCGCAGAGGCCAGAUCCUCUGGUUCCGGGGCCUCAACCGGAUCCAGACGCAGAUGGAGGUAGUGAGUACCUUCAAGAGAAGCGGUUCAUUUCAGGGUGCUGUGCGCCGGCGGUCUUCGGUCCUCAGCCAGCUCCAUGACGUAACCAAUCUUUCUACCCCUACUCACAUCCGGGUGGUGAAAGCAUUCCGUAGCUCCCUCUACGAAGGCCUGGAGAAGCCGGAGUCCAAGACCUCUGUGCAUCACUUCAUGGCGACGCCCGAGUUUCUGAUCAACGACUACACCCACAACAUCCCGCUCAUCGACGACACCGACGUGGACGACAACGACGAGCGUCUGCGGGCCCCCCCGCCCCCGUCCCCCAACCAGAACAACAACGCCAUAGACAGCGGCAUCUACCUGACCACGCACGGCGCCAAGUCAGCUACCUCGUCAGUGUUUUCUUCCAGACCCGGGAGCCCGCUCCACAGUGUGGAGACGUCCCUCUAGGCCGCCCUGCCCCUGACGCACGCGCCCCUGCCCCCGGGCGGCGGCUCAGACUUUCCUCAGGAGGCACCGACGAGAAGCCAAGGCCCUGCGGCAU
Molecule: messenger RNA, 4235 nt
Organism: Talpa occidentalis (Iberian mole)
Lineage: Eukaryota; Metazoa; Chordata; Mammalia; Eulipotyphla; Talpidae
Gene: ATP2B3
Product: ATPase plasma membrane Ca2+ transporting 3
Exons: 22
Coding region: 368-4141 (1257 amino acids)
Biological process (GO): calcium ion transmembrane transport; regulation of cytosolic calcium ion concentration
Cellular component (GO): membrane; intracellular membrane-bounded organelle
Molecular function (GO): ATP binding; ATP hydrolysis activity; PDZ domain binding
Source: RefSeq, a predicted model, not a curated record